Molecule: messenger RNA, 279 nt
Organism: Trichoderma gamsii
Lineage: Eukaryota; Fungi; Ascomycota; Sordariomycetes; Hypocreales; Hypocreaceae
Exons: 3
Coding region: 1-279 (92 amino acids)
Biological process (GO): GPI anchor biosynthetic process
Cellular component (GO): endoplasmic reticulum membrane; dolichol-phosphate-mannose synthase complex
Source: RefSeq, a predicted model, not a curated record
AUGACCCGCGCUCAGCAGACUAUUUCUCUCGGCCUCUUGGUCUCUUCUAUUUACUUUGCUCUCUUCCUCGAGCUCAUUCCUCUCCCUGAUCUCGUCCAGAAGGAAAUCGUCCCAGUGCUCCCCUUCUGGGCUCUCAUUUCUUUCGGCGCUUUGCUCCUCUUCCGUCUCGGCUGGGGCGUCUUUACGUUCAACGAUGUUCCCGCGGCGCACAAGGAGCUGAUGGAGGAGAUUGAGAUGGCAAAGGUCGACCUGAGGAAGCUUGGUGUUGACGUGGAUUAA